CAAGUGAGGCAAUCAAUAGUAGAAACCCAUCCACCCCCUCACCAAACCAUAUCAUCAUCAUUUCCUUCCUAUCCCCUUCACUUUUGUUUCCACAGUACAACAAUCCACCAUUUUUUCUUCCUUUUCUUCUCUUAUAAACUCACUUUGUAUCUCAUGCUCCCUCACUCAUAAACUCAUUCAUGGCAAUGGGCACGGUUCACAAGUGGCUCACUCAUUUCACCGACACCAAAAAAUGCAACAACAUUCUCGUACCUCCUGCUUCCAAGGAACAGCAAUCCAUAUACUUCCUCCAAUACCAUAGACCCGUGUAUCAAAGAUGCCACCUUUCAAUGAAUGGUUGCAGAGAGGGACAGCACCAAUAUUCAAGAACAAGGAACCCUGUUGGAACCAUAGAAACCAAAACCUUGGCACCAGUUGCAUCACCUGCAAUGGCUAUGUACAGCCUCAACAUGGCCAUUUCGGAGCUGGAAUCGGAGGCUCCGUUCGGUACCUCUUCCGGCAUUGUAAGGGUGCAGGUGCCAAUUGAAGAGCAAGUUGAAGCCAUUGAUUGGCUUCUCUCACAGAACCACCUUCUCCUUCCUCGCUGCUUCUUCUUUGGAAGGAAACAGUACAGUCCCUGCUGCAAUGGUGAAGAAAAGUUGGUCAGUGUUGCUGGGGUGGGUUCAGCUGUUUUCUUUUCCCAGCCACAUCCAUUUUCAUACUGGGAUUGGAUAUCUAUAAGGAGGUUUCUUUCUGAGAGAUGCCCCUUAAUCCGUGCCUAUGGAGCUAUCCGUUUCAAUGCAAAAGCUAAGGUGUCAUCAGAGUGGCUGGCUUUUGGUUCUUUCUACUUCAUGAUUCCUCAGGUUGAGUUCAAUGAGCUUGAAGGAGGAUCAAUGCUUACCAUAACUAUUGCUUGGGAUAAUAAUCUUUCUUGGUCAUGGGAAAAUGCAAUCAAUGCCCUCCAAGAAACACUACGCAACGUUUCUUCUUCCAUUGUGAAGUUUCCAAAACAAACUCCUCCAACAUUAAUAUCAAGCAGCCAUAACAUUCCUAGUAAAGUAGACUGGGAUCUUGCUGUUAAUGGAGCUUUGCAGAUGAUAAAGCGAAAUGAUUCCUUACUAACUAAGGUUGUGCUAGCUCGUAGCACUAGAGUAGUGCCUACUGCUGAUAUUGAUCCUCUUGCAUGGUUAUCGUGCUUAAAGGUUGAAGGUGAAAAUGCUUACCAGUUUUUACUUCAGCCACCAAAUGCACCAGCAUUUAUUGGAAACACACCAGAGCAACUAUUUCACAGAAAAUGUCUCCACAUUACUAGUGAGGCUUUGGCUGGAACCCGUGCUAGAGGAGCAUCACAAGCACUAGAUUGCCAAAUUGAACUUGACUUACUUACCAGUCCAAAGGAUGACAUUGAGUUUACUAUAGUGAGAGACACCAUAAGAAGAAAAUUAGAGGCAGUAUGUGAAAAAGUUGUAAUCAAGCCAGAGAAAAUGAUAAGAAAACUCCCCAGGAUUCAACAUUUAUAUUCUCAAUUAUCUGGCAGGUUAAGAAGUGAAGAAGAUGAGUUUGAAAUUUUGUCAUCUCUUCACCCGAGUCCAGCAGUUUGUGGGUUUCCAACAGAAGAGGCACAACUUUUAAUUGCAGAAACAGAAGUAUUUGAUCGAGGAAUGUAUGCUGGACCUGUUGGUUGGUUUGGUGGAGGAGAGAGUGAGUUUGCUGUUGGCAUCAGGUCAGCAUUGGUGGAAAAGGAUCUUGGUGCUUUUAUAUAUGCUGGGACAGGGAUAGUGGAAGGCAGCAGUCCUUACCUGGAGUGGGAUGAGCUAGAGCUCAAGACAUCUCAGUUCACCAAGUUGCUCAAGCUUGACUUGCCUCGGAGACAAAAAGUAGAUUGCAAAUGAGCUCCAUCAACUGAUACGGCAAGAUUAUAUUUGGCGCCUACUGGUCGAAGGAAAACUUUCUCUUUGACCACUACAUCAUCAAUGGCAAUGAACGACAACGAAAUCAAUGCCGUCAACCAAGGAAAGUGAUCACAUGAGCAGGAAUCAACCAUGAUGGGGAUGCCUACCAUGGGUGCCCUUGAAAAGGGAAACCCAACAAACAUAGCGAGUCCUUUGCGUUAGGAGCUUGAUGAUCAUUGUUGAUCACCAUCCUACAAAGAGAGAUGGAUACCUUGAAGCAAAUAAAUGCCUCAGAGAUGGAUAAUCUUUGAAAAGAGAAUGCCAUUCUUAGAGAAUAGUACUUGAAGCUUCGAGAGGCCCAAAAAGCAAAUUUGGUUGUGGCAACUACAACUUAUCGGACCCAUUCGAUUAGGACUGAUGAGGCUGAUACUAUGUGGCGCGAAGGAACUCCCUCCAUCAUACAAUUGAUUUAGAGAGCAGUAAAUGCUAACACUUGACUACAUCCCUUUGUUGAUUGGAUUAUGGAGGCACAACUCUCGCUUGGAUGGAAGACGCUGACAUCAAUCGUCACGAUGGGCUCUCAGACAUAGAUGAACACGUGAACACAUUAGUUACACAAAUGAGUUUGUUUAUGAAUGACAACACAAUCAUGUGUUAAGUAUUCUCAAUAACGCUAAAUGGGGUUGUGUUUCACUUGUAUACUUGCUUUCCAAGAAACUCCAUUGACUUAUUUGCAACUCUUAGGAUGCGUUUUGGAGUGCUGUACAAACGAGUAAACCACGUCACCUAACAGUAGUGCCACUCGCUAACAUUCAGCAAGACAAGGACAAAUCUUUAAGAGAAUUUAUGGAGAUGUUCUCAUUAAUUUAAGUUCAAAAUUGAGACCUAAGUCUAGAAGUAGCACUUACCUCGAUGAUCAUGGUGUUGAAGUUUGGCUCCUUCUCGGACAACCCGUGCAAGAAAUUGCUAGUAGCAUUGGACGAGUUGAGAGCAAGGGUUGCUAGUUUCAUCUAGAUGGAAAUGACUAGAUUCAGAGAAAAAAUGCAUGGAGAAUCAUCAAAGAAACCAGUAGGGUGAGAGGCUAAGAUCAAUGGUAGUCACAACUGAGGGAAGGUUAGAGUUGACAAAUCACCACAGUCUAAGUUCAGCCACUACACUCCAUUGACAAAGAGUCAAAGCCAACUACAAAAGGAAGCAUGUAGUGUAGAGCUGAUCUAGUUGCCAGCUUAGAAUCAACCUCCACUAGGAGUAGACAAGUCUAAGUAUUGUCAUUAUCAUCGGGUUGCUAGUCAUAAUACCGAAGAAUGCACUACCCUCAAGGACAAGAUAGAAAAAUUGAGGGCAGUUGUAGAGAUUUGUUUAGGACAAGGAACUUUCACGAGAGCAAGAAAGGAAGCAUGAUAGGAGUCAAGAGUGCAACCAAACUCGAGAGACAACGAAACCACAACUCCAGGAUGGGACUUCCUCACCCGAAACUCGGAUUUGAGGUGUGAUAAACACGAUAGUAGGAUUCGUAGGUGUCGAAAGCUCGAACUUGGUGCAUAAGCAUUAUGUCCACAACUUUAAGUUUGUCAACUUUGUAGCAGCUGAAAAGAAGGCAGUAAAAAGCCUACCCUCAUCACUUUUACAAAUGAGGAUUUUUAGGGGAUAGAGCAGAUGCACAAUGAUUCCAUGGUAGUCAAAAUGGAGAUUGCUAGUUUCUUAGUGUGGAAGGUCCAAAUUGACCUGGGAAGCUCGGCGGAUACCCUCUACUGGUCUGCUUUCAAACAACAAGAUAUCCCAGAAAGCCAGAUUGAGUUGUUCUCAGAACAACUCAUAAGCUUCUCGAGUGAGACAAUUGAAACAAUGGGACACGUCAACUUGCUAGACACUUUUGGAGACGAUAAAGAUUCCAAGACCAUCAUGAUCAGGUAUCUCCUAGCCAAUGCUUUCACUUAUUAUAAUAUAUUAAUUGGUCGACCUACACUCAAUGAAUUGGGGGUCAUUAUUUCAACUCCCCAUCUGGCGAUGAAAUACCCGAGUACGAGUGGCAAGAUUAUCAUCGCUAGAGCCGACCAAGCAAUGACAUAGGAAUGUUAUGCUUCAAGCCUCAAGAUUACCAAGGGAAAGAAGGUAGCAGAACUCAAAGUACAACUGAUAUCAUGCACCUCUCCAACAAUCUAGGAGAAGCAGAGCUCGACCCUAGAAAAGCCAAGAGCAGAGCCCACUGAAGAAGUGAAGCCUUUCCAACUCGACAAAGAACCAUCUCAAUGCACUAAGCUAGGAUUCCAGAUGAGUAUAGAAGUGGAAGAGUCAAGAGACCAAGUGCUAACAAAGAAUGCUGACCUCUUCACAUGGUCAACAUCAGGUAUGCUUGGAAUCAACCCCAAGUUUCACUGUUAUUGGCUAGCCAUCUGCCUUGAGGCAAUACUAGUGGUGUAGAGAAAGAGAAAACUCAACCUUGAAAGUGGAAAAACUGGUUAUGAAGAGGCAAAUAAAAUUUUGGAUGUAGGAUUCAUUAGAGAAGUAUAAUACACAACAUGGUUAGCUAACAUGGUGAUGGUAAAGAAAUCUAAUGGGAAAUGGAGGAUGCGCACCGACUACACAGUCUUAAACAAAUUCUGCCCUAAAGACUUGUAUCUGCUUUCGAGUAUAGAUCCUCUAGUAAAUGGAGCUUCCAAAUUUCUCAUCCUUUGCUUUUUAGAUGCAUACUUCGGGUAUAACCAAAUAUGUCUUUGAGCAAGAUGAGGGGAGGACUCUAUUCAUGAUCAACACUACAAAUUAUUGCUACUUGGUUAUGCCAUUAAGUUAUAAGAAUGAUGGGGCCAUGUAAUAAUGACUGAUGGAUAAGAUAUUCAUUCCAACUCAGGAGAAAUCUAGUAGUCUAUGUUGAUGACAUUGUGGUCAAAAGUACAAACACCACUUCUUAUGUGAAAGACUUGGCAAAGAUCUUUGCAGAUGUAAGAAAGCACGACAUGAGGCUAAAUCCUGAGAAAUGCAUAUUCGGAGGAAAAAGGAAGAAAUUCCUUGGAUUCAUGCUUACCCAUAGAGGAAUUGAGGCCAGCCCAGAGAAGUGUGCGACUAUCAUUGAGAUGAGAGUCCAUACACUCUGAAAGAAGAACAAAGACUCAUCGAUUGAUUAGCAACGCUAUCUAGAUUUCUGCUGAAAGUAGCUAACAUGGUCAAACCUUUUUUUUAAAUUGUUGAAGAAGUAAGGGGGAACAAAGUGGAAUGAGGAAUGCAAAGCUAACUUUCAUAAGCUCAAAGAGUUCCUUGCUUCGCCACCUAUCCUUACCAAGCCUCAACUAGGGAAGGACCUGAUUCCAUACAUAAUAAUAUCAGAGCAUGCCAUAAGUUCAGUAAUCAUGGUAGAGGAAGGAAAGAAUCAAAAUCUUGUUUAUUAUUGUCGCAACAUGCCCUUUUGCGGG
Messenger RNA from Glycine soja, 5278 nucleotides. RefSeq names its product isochorismate synthase, chloroplastic-like. Lineage: Eukaryota; Viridiplantae; Streptophyta; Magnoliopsida; Fabales; Fabaceae. Gene Ontology annotation, biological process: phylloquinone biosynthetic process. Bases 180 to 1871 code for a protein of 563 amino acids. The record is from RefSeq and is a predicted model, not a curated record. The transcript is spliced from 15 exons. Gene Ontology annotation, molecular function: isochorismate synthase activity. Gene Ontology annotation, cellular component: plastid.